ACUUCAAUUUGGAAGGGUACACCACACUCUGUUCCCCUUAGAACAUCACCAUAAUAGAAUGCAAUAACCUCUGAUUACCAUUUUCCCCACCAAGCAUUCCUCUACAUGUCUUUUCCCUGUUGUUGUUGGUAGAGCCUGGCCAUGGCCUUUGCUUUUCCAAGAUUAUUCUUCAUGUUUAUUUAAAUGUUGUUCCUUGCUUGCUUGCUUUCCUAAUGGCAGUGGGGUGCCUUUGUACAAGUAGCUCCCAUUGCCUCUGUUUUCUUCCCCAUCCCUUGAGGAGUUUUUGCUGCCUUUCCUCUCCAAAAAUCUCUUCUUUCCUAUCCAAAUCAACCGCUCCCUUUCUCUUCUUCCAUUUGUGAUGAUCUUCUGGAGCAGCCAAAGGAAGGAGAGAGGAAAAUCCAACUCGUAGCCAUAGGAAAGUUGAGCGUGGUGUUCUUCUCUAUGGAAGAGGCAACUGUACACGCUUCUCUUCUUGGGAGGUAAGGAAGGGAGGAGAAAAGAGGAGGAAAGUUGGGAUCUUUGCCCCUCCCUCCUCCUCCUUCUCAGAGGACAAAGGGAGAGAUGGCGGUGGAAACGGGAAUUCGGACCGGUGUCUGUAUGGGCUCCAAAUGCGGUGCUUUGCUUCGAGAGCUGGAGAAAAUAUGGACAGAGGUUGGGGAGAGCAAAGAGGACAAGGAUCUCAUGUUGGUGGAAUUAGAGAGAGAGUGCAUUCGAGUGUACCGAAGGAAGGUCGAAGAAGCCGGCAGCAACAGGGCUCAUCUCCACCGAUCGCUAGCAGAAAAAGAAGCAGAGGUUACUGCUCUUAUGUCUGCCCUCGGUGAGCAGAGUCUCCAGCUAAAGAUGGAGAAGAGGUUACCAUUGAAGGAGCAACUUGCAUCAGUUAACCCUCUUUUGGAAGAUUUACGAAAAAAGAAAGAGGAACGGCUGAAACAGUUUGCUGAUAUAAAGUCACAGAUUGAGAAGAUCAAUGUAGAGAUUUUGGGAUCCAGUCACCAUGAUCAUUCUCCAGCUAAUCCUGUUAAGAUUGAAGAAGAUGAUUUGUCAAUAAGAAAACUCACUGAGUAUCAAUCACAGCUAUGCAUUCUCCAGAAGGAAAAGUCUGAUCGCCUUCAGAAAGUACUGGAGUCUGUAAAUGAGAUGCAUUCUUUAUGUGAACAUCUUGAAGUGGACUUUAGGAAGACCGUGGAAACUGUGCACCCCAGUCUGCAUGACACUGGUGGAGGACAUUCUCCAAACAUAAGUGAGACAGCACUUGUGGGCCUAUCUCAAGCAAUCCUAAAGCUAAAAACUGAAAAGAAGAUACGAACUCAAAAGUUGCUAGAAGCAGUGGAGUCACUUUUGGAACUGUGGAAUCUAAUGGAUACACCUGUUGAGGAAAGGAAAUACUUUGGAAGAGUAACGUGCAUUCUUGGAUUACCUGAACAUGAUAUUGGAUGCUUUGGUCUACUCUCACUUGAUACGAUUAAACAGAUGGAAGCUGAGGUUGAGAGACUCACAAACCUUAAAGCUAGGAGAAUGAAAGAACUUGUUUUAAGAAAAAGGAUGGAACUAGAAGAGAUAUGCAGAACUGCACACAUUGAACCCGAUAUGAGCACAGCAUCGGAGAAAAUUGGCGCACUUAUAGACUCCGGUAUCGUAGAUCCUUCUGAGCUUCUGACUAAAAUUGAGAUGCAAAUUGUGAAAGCCAGAGAAGAAUCCAUGAUCAGGAAAGAAAUCAUGGAGAGAGUAGACAAAUGGCUCGCAGCAUGUGAAGAAGAGAAUUGGCUUGAAGAUUAUGACCAGGAUGAGAACAAGUACAGUGCUGGAAGAGGUGCCCACUUGAAUCUAAAGCGUGCCGAAAAAGCACGGGCGAUUGUCACCAAAAUUCCAGAUACUGUUGACAAAUUGAUGAACAAAAUAUCUGUGUGGGAGAAAGAAAGAAAUAUGCCUUUCUUGUAUGACGGGGUGCCAUUGGUGUCUCUAUUGGAGGAAUACAAAGUUAUAAGGCUAAAGAAGGAAGAGUUAAAAAGACGAUAUCGAGACCAGAAAAAAUUACAGAAUCUGUUGCUCACAGGGAAGGAAACAGUUUAUGGAUCAAAACCUAGUCCAAAAAGGAGCAACAAUUUUAACCGAAAAACAAAUGAAAAUGGCUUCAUGACGCCCACUCCUUGGAGGCUUUCUGCCGGCGGUGCAACACCUGAUUUGCUCAUGCAGUGUUCAUACUCUGGCCAUUCUAACGGAUGCUUCAAGGAGAUAAGACGGUUGUCCACCACAUCAUUGAACCUCAUUUCAAUCUCUAAAGACGAUAGAGUGUCUUCUUUGGCAUCUGUUACCAGUUCAGAACCUGGGUCUCCACCUCUGAGUCAACUCUCAGGUCUUAAUCGAUAGAGAUGCUGGAGUAUAUUGUUAUCACAUUUCGCGUGCGACGGUCUGCAAGUUUAUGCUGGUAAUUAGCUUCGAAUUUCGCAUUCAGAAUCUAGGAUAAUACUUGUAACAAUCAAUGCAUGUACACUUUUUGUUCUGAUUUGUAUUCCUUAGAAGAUUUGGUAGGUACUAUGAACAAUAGACUUCACCAAUGAAAGUACAGAAACAAUGAGAAUGUGGAUACAUGAAAUAACCUGCAGGGCCUGGUAGGUUUCCUUUGAGCUGGACUUGCUUCGUGCCUCUUGAGAAGCAUGACGGUGUAUGUUUCAUGUAAUCUCUUUGUAAUCUGUGUUGUGUUG
Molecule: messenger RNA, 2702 nt
Organism: Musa acuminata subsp. malaccensis (wild Malaysian banana)
Lineage: Eukaryota; Viridiplantae; Streptophyta; Magnoliopsida; Zingiberales; Musaceae
Product: 65-kDa microtubule-associated protein 6
Biological process (GO): microtubule cytoskeleton organization
Cellular component (GO): cytoplasm; spindle
Molecular function (GO): microtubule binding
Source: RefSeq, a predicted model, not a curated record